Lotus japonicus is the source of this 3349-nucleotide messenger RNA. Its product is annotated as pumilio homolog 6, chloroplastic-like. Gene Ontology annotation, molecular function: mRNA binding. Gene Ontology annotation, biological process: post-transcriptional regulation of gene expression. The transcript is spliced from 11 exons. Lineage: Eukaryota; Viridiplantae; Streptophyta; Magnoliopsida; Fabales; Fabaceae. The record is from RefSeq and is a predicted model, not a curated record. Gene Ontology annotation, cellular component: cytoplasm. Bases 225 to 2975 code for a protein of 916 amino acids.
AUAUCAUUUCACAUUCACAUUAAUAUAUGAAUUCAGUCACACUCAUCGUUAUCUCUCUCUCUUUCUCUCUCAAUUUCUUCUUCGAAACAGAAUCUAGGGCUCCAAAACUCACUCAAUUCUUCACCACUUUCCUCUGCGUCCAAACUCCGAUACCACAGAGACAAAAUAUGACAUUUUUCAUUGCCAAGACAAAAUAAAGGGGAAAUUAAUCUUCCAUUAGUAGUAUGGCGACUGAGAGUCCGAUUAGAAUCUCGGAAGCCGGGGGGAAAUGGCCAACUCUUAAGGAAGCUGCGACUUUCGGUUCACCGUCUCGUAACGUGGCGACGGAGGAUUUGGCUGUUCUUUUGAAGAGCCAUAGGUUUUGUGGCAAUGGAAGGGAUGCGGUGCCCAAUCGCAGCGGUAGUGCACCUCCGAGCAUGGAAGGGUCAUUUAUGGCCUCGAAUAACCUCUUAUCCCAGAACAAGGCCCAGAAUGUGGACUUGCUAACUCUGAACAGAGCUAUGAAAAAAUAUGAUACUGGUAAAGAUUCUUUUCAUUUGUCACAAGGAACUCUUGCAACACCCAAGGAGGAGUCUGAGGAUGAUUCACCCCAACAGCCGUAUGAUGAUGAGUUGGAUAAGGCUAGUGGAAUAUGGCAUAGACAGGAUGCAGCUUCAGUGACAUCUCAGCACAAAAAUGAAGAUCUUCCCCACACCAUGUCACCUGUAUAUAAUAAGUCUCUUGGAGUGGUGGAUGAAGUAAUUGAUUUAGAUGCUGGUUCCAGCUCUUCUCAAGACCCUGCUGUCAUCACACUAGAUUCUGCAAAACCUACAGUAGGUGCAGAUGAUAUAAGGCUGUCAACAAAUGUUGAUUCCCCUGCCCCUAUCACAAGUUCAUCAUCUCUUGAAUCCACUGGAAGUGUGGGCUUUAGUGACUUAGAUGUUACAGUCAUUGAAUCUCAAUUAAGGGCUCUUAGUGUAUCUAAUCUACCAAAUUCAGAAAGGCAAAGUUGUGAAGAUAAAUGGAACAACAGCUGCCAGAAUAAGUUGAUUCAACAUCAGCAACAAAACAAUCCACGUGAAGUUCCUAGCACUAAUUCUCAAAGUGAAAAAUAUACAUUUGGUGGUACGGUACAGUUUAUUCACAAUCCCAGCAAGUUUUCCUCUGAUGUCCAUCCAGUAUUGCAGUCAUCAGGAUUAACACCACCGUUACAUGCCCCGGCAGCAGCUUAUAUGACCUCAACAAAUCCAUUUUAUGGUAAUUUGCAGGCUUCAGGUGUAUAUUCUCCACAAUAUGUAGGGGGCUACCCUUUUAAUCCCGCGGCUGUUCCUCCAUAUUUUGCUGCAUACCCUCCUCAUGGUACUGUGCCAUUUCUUGUUGAUGGGGCUAUUGGUUCCAGUUUUACUCUGCAAGCACCGGGGAUUUCAACUGGGGGAAACAUUUCACAUGGAGCUGAAAUGUUACCUGCAAGCAAGUUACUAGGACAAUAUGGAUUUCCUCUGCAGCCUUCUUUUGGUGAUUCUAUGUACAUGCAAUAUCACCAGCAACCUUUUGCGGAGGGAUAUGGUGUUUCUGGUCAUCUGUUAACACCUAGACCGAGUGUUGGUAGCCAAAGUGACCCUUUUGAUUCUCAAAAGUGGCCCAAUAGUGGUGCUUAUUUGGAUGACAAAAAAGUGCAUUAUCAGGGAAAUGGUGCGCAUUUGAACUCUAGCAGAGGUGGGCUAAUGAUUCCCAGUUAUUUUGGACACCCGCCAAAUAUGAGAUUCGUAAUGCAGAAUCCAAGUUCCCCACUUUCUAGUCCAGUUUUACCGGCAUACCAGGAAAGCAAUCCUGGCCUUCCAGGAGGAAGGAAUGAAAUGAAAGUUUCCCCAGUUUCUGGUAGACAUGGAGGUAUAUUAUCUGGAUGGCAAGGUCGAAGAACCUUUGACAGUGCUUAUGACCCCAAAAUUGUUAAUUUUCUUGAAGAUUUAAAAUCUGGCAAAGGUCGCAGAUUUGAGCUAUCUGAUAUUAUUGGUUAUAUUGUUGAAUUUAGUGCUGAUCAGCAUGGGAGCCGAUUUAUCCAGCAGAAGUUGGAAACUUGUGGUGUUGAGGACAAGGCAUUGGUGUUCAAAGAGGUUCUUCCACAUGCUUCUAAGUUAAUGACUGAUGUAUUUGGUAACUACGUAAUCCAGAAGUUCUUUGAGUAUGGAAGCCCUAAGCAGAGGAAGGAACUUGCAAAUCGACUUGUUGGUCAGAUAUUGCCUUUAAGUCUGCAGAUGUAUGGCUGUCGUGUAAUCCAAAAGGCACUUGAGGUUAUUGAUAUUGAACAAAAAGUUCAGCUUGUUCAUGAGCUAGAUGGAAAUGUUAUGAGAUGUGUUCGUGACCAAAAUGGGAAUCAUGUAAUACAGAAAUGCAUCGAAUCUAUUCCAACUGAAAAAAUUGGUUUUAUAAUAUCUGCCUUCCGUGGGCAAGUUCCUAUUCUAUCUAUGCAUCCUUAUGGUUGCCGAGUCAUACAGAGAGUUAUGGAGCAUUGCUCAGAUGAGGUCCAAUGCCAGUUUAUUGUGGAUGAAAUCUUGGAGUCAUCUUGCUCUCUCGCUCAGGACCAGUAUGGUAAUUAUGUUACUCAGCAUGUGUUGGAGAGAGGCAAGCCUCAAGAAAGGAGCCAAAUUAUUGGCAGGCUGUCAGGACAUAUUGUAGAAUUGAGCCAGCAUAAGUUUGCAUCAAAUGUUGUUGAGAAAUGUUUAGAGUAUGGAGAUACCACUGAGCGGCAGUUGUUGAUUGCAGAGAUUGUUGGGCAUGAUGAACAAAGUGAUAAUCUAUUGACUAUGGUGAAAGACCAAUUUGCAAAUUAUGUGGUACAGAAGGUUAUUGAGAUCUGUUCUGAAAAUCAGAGAGCACUGUUGCUUUCUCGCAUAAGAGCUCACACUCAUGCUUUGAAGAAAUACACUUACGGAAAACACAUUGUGGCUCGGUUCGAACAGCUACUUGGAGAAGAAUACCAAACAUCUGGAUCUUGAUGGCAAUAACGACGGUGCGCAAUGCUUGUGUAACAUGGAAACACAAAAGCUAACAUGUAUCUGUAACAGGAGAUAGAUAUUAGAUGAGAUACUGAUCCCAGGACCAGCUACUGAAUAACCCUUUCCUUCCUAUAUACUUCUCCUGUGGCUUCAUAUGUGCUGCUGCCAGUUCCGACAUUCAUGGCUUCAAGAAACAUUAUGCAUACAUGUGGAACUUAAUGUAAGUAUAUCAUUCAAGUAUGUUUGUGUAUAAUAAUAAUUUGGAAGGGAAACCCUUUGUGUAAAUUUACUGGGUCAGCACUGCUUACUGUGGUUUUAAUGGAGAAAGGACUUGGGAUAUCUGCUCUCUAGUCCUCAUCACGUGUUAGAUUUAA